GAGGGAGGAGGAACUGGAGGAAAAAAAGUUAAAGUAAAAAUGGCUUCCUUGUCUUUGGAGUCUGCAGUACAAACAGAGAAUAGCCCGGAGGAGCCCACAAUAGCGGAGCUGAAACAGGAGACGGAUCCGGACCAAGUGUCGGAACAACUGCUCCAAACUUUCCAAAAGUCGGCUCUGAGUUUUUCCACUGACCAAGUGUCAUGUCUCUGCGAGGCCCUUCUGCAGGCGGGCAAUGUGGAUCGCCUGUGGAGAUUUCUCUCCACCAUACCUUCCUCGGCCGAGCUGCUACGUGGCAACGAGACCCUGCUCAAGGCCCAGGCAUUAGUGGCUUUCCACCGGGAGGAAUUCAAGGAGCUGUACGCGAUCCUGGAGAGCCACGACUUCCACCCGUCUAACCAUGGGUUCCUGCAGGACCUCUACCUGCAAGCCCGCUACAAGGAGGCGGAGAGGUCCCGGGGCCGCAGCCUGGGCGCCGUGGACAAAUACCGGCUGAGGAAGAAGUUCCCUCUGCCCAAAACAAUCUGGGACGGAGAGGAGACCGUGUACUGCUUCAAGGAGAAGUCCCGCAAUGCCCUGAAAGAGUGUUACAAGAGCAACAGGUACCCCACUCCGGACGAGAAGAAAAAUCUGGCCAAAGUUACUGGACUGUCUCUCACUCAGGUCAGCAACUGGUUCAAGAACCGCAGGCAGAGAGACCGGACCCCGUCCGGGACCCACAGCAAGAGUGAGUCUGAUGGCAACCACAGCACAGAAGAUGAAGCGAGUAACAUGGAUGACACCUCUGACAAGCCCGAGGAAGUGGCUGGCUCAACAACUCCCAUCAUCUCUCUCUCUGGAGUCCCCUGCAGCACAGGAGGCCAGCUCAUCAUCAAUGGAUCCAGUGGUUUCCUCACAGCCUCCCAGCCAUUACUACUUAAUGGGAGUUCUCUUAUCUCCAGUACUGGUGCUGGUGUCAUAAUCAAUGGGCUAACUCUGGGUGAUGGCCAGACAGUCACACUGAGUCCUGUUGCAGCCAACUCUCCUUUGAUCCUCAAUGGGGCUCAGGUUAUAGCCAAACCCAGUAUCAGUGUGCAACAGCAGCCGCAGCAAACAAUAUCUGUUGCAGAGCAGGGGGUUUCAGCCAUGGAGGCUAAGUCAAGCAGUCUCCCAACAGUGGUUCUGAGCACCAACAACACGCCCGUCUCAAACCCUUCAUCAAAGAUCUCUCUUCCUCUGGAAGCCAAGACAGACAGUGGCAAUGGGACGACCCCUGCCCUGGAUUUCAUCAGUGUCCCAGAGGGAAUGGCAGUUAAAUCAGAGGGCAGAGAUCAGACAGCAUCUCCCUCUUCUUCGUCGUUAUCCCCUUCUUCAUCAGCUUUGUCCUCCCCCACAUCUCUCUCUUCGCUAGUCUUAACACAAAACACCCAACUGCAGGAGCCCCUCACCCUCCCAGCAUCUUUGUCCUCUAGUGGGGUGGUCAUCUCCAGUUCUGUUGUUUCUCUCCCCAGCCAGCAAGGGGAGUAUAUUGUGUGUGCCACUGCUGGAUCCCAGUUAACCCCUUCUAGCUCCAUCUGCCAGGUGGUGUCCUCCAGCCACUCCACUCCUCAGGUCUUCUCUCUGCCCCAGGUUGUGCCCUCCAUCCAAGGUAUACCAGUGUCCCAGUUGGUCCAGCACUCUUCCGGAGCCCAGGUGUCCCAGGGCCCUCAAUUAGUCCCUGUAUCACCUCUCACUUCUCCACUACCCCAAGCCACGAUUCCUCACUUCCAAAGCCCCCAGACUAUAAACACAGGGCACAGACUGGCACAACGGCUCCCUCAACAACAACAGCAGCAGCAGCAGCAGCAGCAGCAGCAGCAGAAUGGGUCCACAACUAUGGCUGAAGGUGCCACCACCAUAGUCUCUGUCUCCCAGCUCCCCAGUGGCCAGCUCCCGCAGGGACUGACACUUCAACUGGGGGACCAAACCACCACCAGCACCCCCUCUGUCAACCAAAUCCCGACGCCACAAGUUAUACCCAUCUCCUCCCCAACACAGGUGGUUCCAGUCCCUCAGUCCAAAGACUCGGCUCCACCACAGUUAGUUUCCCUCUCCGUACCGCAACUGGUCCCAGUCUCCUCCAUCCAGACGUCUUCCACCCUCUCUUUCCCCCAGGUGGUCCCUGCCACUCCUUCUCUCUCCAUCCCCUCUGCUGGAUUGCCCUUACAGAUCCUGAGCUCCCCUCCUGGGCCUGCAGGAGUCACACAGGGCCCUUUUAGGAUAAACCAGUUGAGGCCUAUUCAGAGUGUUGGACCCCCAACCAGCGUAGCCCCUGGUGUGCAGCUCCUCAACUCUGGGGUGAUUCAACUCCCCUCUGGCCCUCCAGGUAACCUACUCCUAGGUGGAAGUCCCUACCUGAGUGUCCAGCAAGGCAAGUUGAUACUCACCAUACCAGCAAGCAUCCAGCUGACUAGCCUGCCCCUCAAACCAGUCCCUGAGGCUUCUCCGGCCUCUACCAAUGGUGUGGGCCCCAUUCUCACCCCUCCUGCUGCCUCCCAGCCGGCAACCACCACAGGCUCAACUUCCAGCACCCUUACAUCAUCUCCCCUCAGCUUCAUCAACUCUUCCCCCCUAUACUGUACUCCAGAGACUGGGAUUGCAACCAGCCAGACACCCACUGUUCCCUCCCCUCAUGCCUUGGACCAUUCGGUAACCUCCACACCGCUCAACACCCUCACUCCAGAGAGCAUGCUUUCCUUCAGUCCCAUGUGCAGCGGAGUGACACCCAAUAUCCAACUGUCCCAGCCUGCCUGGAGCCCCGUUCCCCUCUCUACGUCAGCUAGUCUAACUCUUUUUGAUGUCCGCGGAAAGGGGGACCUCCCUGAGGACCCAGCUUUGUUAGGCCUACCUGGAGGGGAGUCCCUGCUCCUUGGAAGCCCCUCCCCAGAGCAGGACGUGGAGGCUAGGUCACCGCUUGGCGAUCCAGAGGAGAUGGACGGGGACUCCAAGAUUCUUACUCAGCUCCAGUCUGUUCCUGUAGACGAUGAGCUUGGCCUGUAGUCUGAGUCCCUUGCUGGCCCCCACCUGUCUGAAAACAAAAGUCAAAGGAUACAGACUACAGUGUUUGUUUUUGGCAAUUUGGCUUUCUUGUAAGACCUAGAUGCCUCACUUAAUUACUUGCAUGAAGAUAUG
This is a messenger RNA of Myripristis murdjan (pinecone soldierfish), 3147 nucleotides long. RefSeq names its product SIX homeobox 5 (gene six5). Gene Ontology annotation, cellular component: nucleus; transcription regulator complex. The record is from RefSeq and is a predicted model, not a curated record. Lineage: Eukaryota; Metazoa; Chordata; Actinopteri; Holocentriformes; Holocentridae. Gene Ontology annotation, biological process: regulation of transcription by RNA polymerase II. Gene Ontology annotation, molecular function: DNA-binding transcription factor activity, RNA polymerase II-specific; RNA polymerase II cis-regulatory region sequence-specific DNA binding. Bases 40 to 3015 code for a protein of 991 amino acids. The transcript has 3 exons.